AUGUCGCAGCCCGUCACCCCGCGCCGCGCCACCCGCUCCUCCGCGGCCUAUCCGGCCUCCCCGACCUCCCCGUCCGGAUCCAGGCCCAAAUCGACGCCCAGGCGCCAACCAGUCCCCACCGCCGCCGCGAAGGAGGAGGAAGGGGAGCACGAGCGGAGCACCGUCGACGUGCUCCUCGAGGCGUUGCCCGGCCGCCGCGCGCAGGCGACGGACCUCCUCCGGCUCCUGGCGCCCGCGCCGGCGCUCCCGCUUCUGCUCCACGGGGGCGCCGCCACGGGGAAGACGCGCGCGCUCCUCCUCGCUCUCCGCCACGUGCGCCCCCGCCCGCUGCGCGUCGCCUACGCCGCCCUGCGCUCCCUCCCGUCCCCUCGCGCCCUAUUCGCCUCCCUCCUCACCCAGCUCAGCCCGCCUUCGUCGUCCUCCGCCUCCUCUCGCCUGCGCAUCCCCGACAAGCCCUCGGACUUCGUCGCCGCGCUCCGCGACGCGCUUGCUGGCCUCUCCGCGCAGGGCGAGGCCGUGUAUCUGGUGUUCGAUAAUUUGGAGGUUGUUAGGAGCUGGGACAAGGGCGGCCAACUUCUGGCUCUCCUUCUCCACCUCUACGAUCUCCUCCGGUUUCCGCAGGUCGUGCUCGUCUACGUGAGCAGCGCUACACCUGACGCGUACUACUCCAUGACUGGCUCUAUCGAGCCGAAUCACAUUUACUUCCCUGAUUACACAGUGGACGAGGUCCGAGACAUCCUGAUGCGAGUCCAUCCCAAACCGAAGCUGUACUCAUCGUUCCUUAGUGUGGCGCUGAAGCCAUUGUUCCGAGUAACAAGGAGGGUAGAUGAACUGGUAGCUGCACUGGAGCCACUUUUCAGGAGGUACUGCGAGCCAUUGGGGGAUUUGAAGGCAGUUCCGGAUGAGAGCAUCAAAAGGAGGUUGUUUGAACAUAUACAGCCACAUUUGGCUGUUGCCUUGAACGAGACAUUCAGUGUUCCCACAAGGACUUCUGUGGAUGAAUGCAAGGACCGCAGUUCUGGUGGGAAGGCUAGGAGUAAAAGUCAGUUUGGCAGUAGGGAUGGUUUGCCGACUGAAUUGGAGUUCCACAUGUCUGUGUCAGCGAAAUACUUACUAUUGUCAGCUUUCCUGGCUUCAAGGAACCCGGCUACUCUUGAUGCAGCUUUGUUCGAUUCAACUGGAGGGUCAGAUAACCAUAGGCGUAAGAGAAAGAGCUCUCAGGCGUCGAUGAAUAUGAAGGACACCAUGGCUGAAGAGAUGCUUUUGAAAGGCCCUGGCACAUUUCCUCUUGAGAGGCUCUUGGCUAUAUUUCAGUGCAUCACGUCAGUGUCAGAAGAUUAUCUCGGUGAUGUUGAAUGUCCUGAUAGUAUGAUGAAUGGAAGUGGAAUGACUGGUUUGAUGCCAGAUGUUCUUUUGCAACUUUCAACACUUUGCAAUUCUAAUUUCCUCUCCAAAAGCCGGAGCUGCCCGCUAGAAGGCUCAGCUAGAUAUCGAUCUAACAUUGAUGAAGAUUUAGCACUCAAGGUUGCCAGGAGUGUUAGUUUCCCCCUCUCGAAGUAUAUAUACAGAAGAUAG
Molecule: messenger RNA, 1575 nt
Organism: Miscanthus lutarioriparius
Lineage: Eukaryota; Viridiplantae; Streptophyta; Magnoliopsida; Poales; Poaceae
Source: the annotation of a GenBank genome assembly